AAAUAUACUGUUGACGUGGCCUGAACAGUGGAAACAGCACGUACGUAAGAAACCAACUAGCGUUAAGGUGAGACCGAAAAAAUAAUCCUGCGGAAUUAUGGGAAUUACCGUGGACCAUUAGCUGCACUGGUUUCUCAUGUAACAGAGUGAGGAAAAUGUCCAGUAGAAGUCAACACUAUGGGUUCCAGUCAGCCACCAUGGUGCAGCCGGCCAAUGGUGGCCAUGCCUACCUGUUUGGGACCAACGGCUCAGAAAACGACCUGUCGGAGGAGGAUGGAGAAAGCUUUGAGCUCCGAUCACGGGGUAAGGAGAGGCUGCGGAAGAGCACGUCCAAGGAGCGACUGGAUGACAUCAUCUACCUUAGCAGAGACGUCCAGGAGGGCGACACCCUGAACAGCAUUGCCCUGCAGUACCACUGCUCAGUGGCGGACAUUAAACGAGCCAACAACCUCCUGACAGAACAGGACUUCUUCGCUCUGCGUUCUAUAAAAAUUCCCGUGAGGCGUUUCAGUGUGCUCACAGAGACUCACAACGCCGGUCCUCCCAAAUCCGUCUCACCCACCGGGGUCAGACGGGUCGCCCAGGUUUCACCCGCCGCGCCUCUCCCCACAGAGUCCUCCACGGACUCCUGUUCUUCCACUGACAGCGUUGAAGGAUUCCUCCUGGAGAAGGACAAGGACAUUGAGCAGCUGGUGAAAUCCACGGGCCCGUCCCGGAGCAGCCUCAGCGAGGUCGUGUCGUCUUUGACAGUGCAGCAGCCGCUGCUGGGGGAGGCGGGGUAUAAACCAGCGCAGAGAAAGGACCCCUACUACGGAGCGGACUGGGGCAUGAGAUGGUGGACGGCCGUGGCCAUCAUGCUGUUUGUUGGCAUCAUCACACCUGUGUUUUAUCUGCUCUACUAUGAGGUUCUCAUGAAAGCCGAGGUUAGCCACCACGGUACCCCUAUCCAGACCAAUGGCGACGGGCAACAGGAACAGCUGAAAAGUAAAACUUUGGACGUUAACAGCAAAGACGGAGAUCCUGCGGAGGGACUUAAACUGCCCGCCCAAAUAAACCCACAGGGAGGCGGUGCAGACGAGGGCAAUGCUGUUAAAAAGUCAUUGCAUGAGAAAACAUAGCAGAACUUUGAUUCCCACAUGUCAUAAACUAAGUAAAUUAAUAUUUUUCCCUAUUUUCAAAAGGUCUUAUAUUGAUUAAAAUAGUUUAAAAGGAUUUGCUGGGAUCGACUGAAAACGGUAAAGGCAGGUAAAUGGGUAGUGUUGCAAUAAUGUUUGUUUCAGUCUAUUCAUUUAGAUGCUUUUGAAACUAGGAGCAUUGAAGGGCUGGAACUAACCUCACAUUGGAGUGGUAGGUCAGCUGUUGUACCCAGUAGGAAUUACAUGUUUUUCUUUGUAAUUUAUACUGGUGCAUUUAAGCCAGCUGUAAAGGAAUAUGUAUUUUAAAGACAUUAGAUGCAUUAUUUUUCUUUUAUUUAUUCCAUGAUAAAUCAGUGGCUGUAUCUUCAAAUGUUGAUGUCUUGCAACAUUUUUACAAAUCUUUUUUUUUUUUUUCCCAAAACAAGAUUGGAACUAAACCACUUACUGUUUUCAGAGGUAGACUGCUUCCACUGUGGUUGAUUAGGAUUAAUUUAUUGUGAAAGCAGCUUUAGUUUUACCAUCAGUAUUGAAAUUCCAGUUGAAACCUUGAUUCUAUUUUUUGCUGGCUAUUGAGAACCACCUCAUAGUUCCCAUUGAAAACUGGGAACAUGUUUUGACUUGUAAUCACGUGAACUUUUAGACCUUGCUAUAGCCCUUUUAUUUCAUCACAGUGUUAUUUUGAUUUUCUUUGACACAGCAUAAUUGAGAAAAUGACAGUAUGUGCCUUUAAACUGGUCCAGCUUGGAAAAUAAAUAAAUAUAUUUUCAAUA
Xiphophorus couchianus (Monterrey platyfish) is the source of this 1906-nucleotide messenger RNA. RefSeq names its product LysM, putative peptidoglycan-binding, domain containing 3 (gene lysmd3). Bases 156 to 1118 code for a protein of 320 amino acids. Gene Ontology annotation, biological process: Golgi organization. The transcript has 3 exons. Gene Ontology annotation, cellular component: Golgi apparatus. The record is from RefSeq and is a predicted model, not a curated record. Lineage: Eukaryota; Metazoa; Chordata; Actinopteri; Cyprinodontiformes; Poeciliidae.